Messenger RNA from Gavialis gangeticus (Gharial), 1611 nucleotides. RefSeq lists its product as uncharacterized. Gene Ontology annotation, molecular function: ribonucleoside-diphosphate reductase activity, thioredoxin disulfide as acceptor. Gene Ontology annotation, cellular component: cytosol. Lineage: Eukaryota; Metazoa; Chordata; Crocodylia; Gavialidae. Gene Ontology annotation, biological process: deoxyribonucleotide biosynthetic process. The coding region runs from base 1 to 1611 and encodes 536 amino acids. The record is from RefSeq and is a predicted model, not a curated record. The transcript is spliced from 2 exons.
AUGCACCAUGACCAAGCAUUCAGGAAAGUGAGACUUAAAUCCAAAGAUAACUCUUAUGGUUUUUAUACACAUGGUGAGCUAGCCUAUAUUUUGGGAAUGCUACCUGGAGUCUCUGCUAAAAAAACACCCUUCCUUGCUGAUGUUACUGGUGGGUUCAAUUUGCUGUAUGUCUACACGGACAUUGUGGAACAUCAGCUUGUCGGGGAGUUUUCGGUACCUUUGCUACGCUGCGUCCCUAUCCGUGGGGCCAACAACGAGUUUGUCACCAUCACAUAUGACAACCCACAUUAUGUCCCCAUCAGCCAGCACUACAUCGACAAAAUCAGCAUUGAAAUAAAGACGGAUCAGAACAAACACGUCUCAUUUCACUUUGCCCCUACCCAGACCUGCAUUGAGAAAAGCCUGUAUGUUGAGAUCCCCCGGCUCUCAGCUAUUACCAAAUCCAGCCCCCUUGAUGUUUUCAUACCUGGGAAUGGCAAAGAUUACAUGGAUUUGAACAAUACGCUGCUGUACCUUUGCUGCAAGAUUGUAAAAGGCAAUGGAACUGAUCUUGAUGCGGGGGCAGCGGUGGGUUUGGUGAAUUUCCCACUAGCCUCUGUCUUCAGUCAGCUGGAUGUCAUUCUGGGAGAUGGUCUGAUAAGUCAGAACAACAACUGUUACCCCUACCGAGCUUUCAUUGAAUCGGUUCUCAACUACAGCAAUGACACCCUCGCCACACAAUUUUCUGCCAGCCUGUUUUACAAAGAUACCCAAGGCCAUCAUGAAAUGGUUGCACAGGAUGGUGAUAAUCAGGGGUUUCGGAGAUGGGCAAACCUGACAGACCGAAGCAAAAAGAUAGAGCUGCUUGGUCAUCUCCAUAGUGAUUUGUUUUUUCAAGAAAAACAGUUGCUGAAUGGCAUGGAUGUGAAAAUUAAGCUGACACGCAGCAAAGAUGCCUUCUGCUUGAUGGGUACUACAGCGGCUGGUCCCUGUAAACUAAAAAUCACAUCUGCCUCACUUUCUAUGAAAAAAGUGAAGGUAGCACCGGGCAUCCAACUGGGCCACAUGGAGGCCUUGCUUAUGGCCAAUGCUAAAUACCCCAUAGACCGCAUGGGUAUGAAAGUGUUUAGCAUUCCUGCUGGCAGCUGCGUUAGCAACCAGGAGAAUCUGUUUCUGGGGCAGUUGCUCAAACUCAUCGUCAUCUGGUUCGUGGAUAACGAUGCCUUUAGCAGGAAUUAUGCUAAGAACCCCUUUAACUUUAAACAUUACAAUAUUAAUUUUGUGGGCCUCUACGUCGAUGGAGAAAAAACCCCAACAAAGCCCCUACAACCAGAUUUUAAGAAUGGUAAGUGCGCGACAAAAUACAUGCAGCUGGUACAGGCAGCUGGUAAACAUACGAAAGACCGGGCCCUGGUAAUCAACCAUGAGGAGUUUGCUCUGGGGUACACCUUAUUUGCCUUUGACCUGUCCCCUGACCAGGAGUGUGCUGAUCAUUAUUCGCUGAUUAAAACUGGGAACCUGAAAGCAGAAAUAGGCUUUGCUGCAGCUUUGCCCACCACGGUUAACAAGAUUGUGUAUGGGGUCUUUGACAAUGUCAUAGAAAUAAAUCAGAGGAGAAAUGUCCUUUUUUGA